AGUGUGUGUGUCUGUUUGUAUGUGUGUGUUAAAGGGGGGUGAAAGGGGAAUCGGAGGAGGAGGGGGCUUUGGAAGAGAGAGAGAGAGAGGGAAACAGGAGAGGCAGAGAGAGGGAGCGAGGAAGGUGGGGGCUUGCUACAGCUUCCCAGUCUAGAAUUCCUUCCAUCCUCCUCCAUCAAUCCCUGCACGGCUGCUUCGCACUCUCCUCCAUCCUUUCGCCGCUUCCCAUCGCCGACGACGACCGCACUGGAACGUAGCGGGAGGGGAGGGGGGAUCGGGUUAACGAGGAGCGAAUUAUAAAGAAAAAAAAAGAGAAAGAGAGAGAGAACGGAAAAUAAAGCGGGGAAGAGGAGAAGGACAGCCAGAGAGCACGGAGCAGCGGAAUAAAAAUGAAGACGACAGUCCUGCGAGCGAUCCUGGCCAGCCUGGCGGUCACGGUGAUGCUGACAGAAGUCCUCUUGGUGGAAUGCUCGGAGCUGGUCCCGCCAGAUGGUAAUUACACCGCCUGUCAAGGGGAUAACGUCACUCUCAGCUGCUCCAUCGAUGACCAAGUGACACGAGUGGCCUGGCUGAACAGGUCCAACAUCCUGUAUGCGGGUAACGACAAGUGGUCUAUAGACCCCCGGGUGCGGUUACUGAACUACAACAAGACAGAAUUCAGCAUCGUGAUUACUAACUUGGACGUGGCUGACGAGGGGCUCUACACUUGCUCUUAUCAGACACAGGACAAGCCACACACCACACAGGCCUAUCUCAUUGUGCAAGUUCCAGCCAAAAUAGUCAACAUCUCGCAGAGCAUCACAGUAAACGAGGGGAGCAACGUUAACCUCAUGUGUCUAGCAGUGGGAAAACCGGAGCCGACUGUGACAUGGAGACAGCUCAGAGACGGAUUUUCCAGCGAGGGCGAGCUACUGGAGAUCACCGAGAUCAACCGGCAACAGGCGGGGGAAUACGAGUGCAUCACAUCGAACGGGGUCGCCAUCCCUGACAGCAGAAAGGUGGUCAUCACCGUCAACUAUCCUCCAUUCAUCACUGACGUGAAGAACGCCCAAUCACAGGUCGGCAAACCAGCGAUACUGCGCUGCCAGGCUAUGGCGGAGCCACCCGCCGAUUUUGAGUGGUUGAAGGAUGACAAGCGACUGGCCGUGGGGAUGGAAGGGCUGAAGAUCCAGACUGAAAAGACCUGGUCCGUGCUCCUCUUUUCAAAUGUUACCUCAAGGAAUUAUGGGAAUUACACCUGCCUGGUGUCCAAUAAGCUCGGAACAUUUAAUAGCAGUGUCCGGCUACUCAAGCCCGGCUUUUUCCCCAACCACGGCGUGACGUAUUCCGUAUCUCCUCUUCUUCUCGGCGUCCUGUCUUUCACAUUAGCCUGCCUCUUACGUACAAUCUAAUGUAAGACGGAAUAUCCAGAAUGAAUCCUCAAGACGGGCAGUGGAAGAAAUAAAAAAUACAAAU
Molecule: messenger RNA, 1455 nt
Organism: Nanorana parkeri
Lineage: Eukaryota; Metazoa; Chordata; Amphibia; Anura; Dicroglossidae
Gene: IGLON5
Product: IgLON family member 5
Exons: 8
Coding region: 390-1391 (333 amino acids)
Cellular component (GO): neuron projection
Source: RefSeq, a predicted model, not a curated record